This is a messenger RNA of Anguilla rostrata (American eel), 2174 nucleotides long. RefSeq names its product methionine sulfoxide reductase B2 (gene msrb2). Gene Ontology annotation, cellular component: cytoplasm. The transcript has 5 exons. The record is from RefSeq and is a predicted model, not a curated record. Gene Ontology annotation, molecular function: peptide-methionine (R)-S-oxide reductase activity. Gene Ontology annotation, biological process: protein repair; response to oxidative stress. NCBI's taxonomy places the organism in Eukaryota, Metazoa, Chordata, Actinopteri, Anguilliformes, Anguillidae. Bases 114 to 617 code for a protein of 167 amino acids.
CCGGCCUGUCAAGAGACGCUCUUAUAUGCAUCCGUUCAAGUCCAGCCGGCGGUUAGUGCGAGUACUGUAUAGUCAACGUGACCGAAGCGAGCUUACUGUGUGGAUUCAGUAAAAUGAACAUGUCUCGUAUUCUCGCAAGAUUCUCUUUUCUUGUUUUGAAAGAAACCACUGCUAAGCCUCUGCUGCCAUUACGCUGUUCGAGAGUGAGUCGUCCAAUCUGUACCACUUCUGGACUGAGGUCAUUGACGCGUUAUGAUGAGACGGGCGUAUCCACUGACUGGAAAAAGAAGCUGACUCCAGAGCAGUACGUGGUUACCAGGGAGAAAGGCACAGAGGAGCCCUUUAGUGGGAUCUACCUGAGCCAUAAUGAGGUUGGAAUGUACCACUGUGUGUGCUGUGACACCCCGCUCUUCAGCUCGGAAGCCAAGUAUGACUCUGGAACUGGAUGGCCAUCCUUUAACGAGGCACAUGGAACAUGGGAGAGAGACGAGAGCCAUGCCAACAUUCUGCGUCGCCCUGACAACUCACUGGGCAGUACUGGGACCGAGGUCAUCUGCAAACAUGUGAGCAAUAGGACCAGAAGUUCAAGACAGGGAAAUUAUUCCAUUCAUUUAUGAAUUGGAAUAUUAGAGAAAGUCUACUGUUAAAAAAACAAAAAGAAUUUGUGAUGCCCACCUUGGUCAUGUAUUUGAAGAUGGCCCAGAUCCCACAGGCCAGAGGUUCUGCAUUAACAGUACAGCCCUCAACUUCAAACCAAGAGCCAAGUAGGCCCCUUGUUUCUCUCCCAUUCCAGUAGAAGACUUUCUUGCAGCUUGCUGGGAUUGUGUAAAUAAGCAUGCUGUGUAUUGUCAUACAUGAGCUGAGUCAUACUCUAAGACAAGAUAUCGUGGGCAGGUUUUUCUGUGUGAUUGAUUUUCUUUGGUGUGUGAAAUGCAGCCUUCAACUUCAAGAAAUGACCAUAAAAGUAUAUACAUAUAGGUUUUUUUUUUGUCAAAAAUGUUUUCUUUUGCAUUACACGUGUAUUAUAGUUUAUAAUUUGUUUAUCUGAAUGUAUGUUAUGUUCAUCUGACAUGAAUGUGUCCACACACAAUAUCCCUGCCAUUUGUGUUUUGUUAGGAAUAUUGUGUCUAGAUACUGUUUGAGCUGAGUUUGUGACUAGCUCCUUGGCUAUGAAUAAUGUAAAAGUAUCAUUACACAUGUAGGUAAUGGGUUAUUUUAUUCUAUUAGAAUGUCAGUUUCUAAAUUUGUUGUAUUGGAAAGAUUGUGAACUUGAAAGCGAUAUACUUUAGCAUUUCAAUUCAUUUAACAGUUUCAUAAAUCCAAAAUAGAUAGUCUAAAUGUACAUUGGAGUCAUAGUACAUUCAUACACUUAAAUUCAUGAACUUCUCCUGGCCCUUGACUGAAUUCCAGAAUUGUGUGUUCUCAUGUUUCUUAGGUCAUAUUAUGCCACUUUUUUGGACAAACAGUAAUUCGGUAACACCUGUUUUAGAUGCUGAUGUAUGCACAAUAAUGAAAGUCUGUAAUUCUACUAGUUAAGGUAGAAUUUAGUGAAAGUUAAAUAACCGCAACAUACUAAUGGAAAGUUUACUGAGAAGAUAAAAAAGAAUAUGACAUGAGAUUAACAGUGCUACGUGAUGUAAGCUAAUAUUGGUUCAAUUAGAUAUUUGUUAAAAUCUGUUGCUUUUUAGGAAUACCUUUUGUUUAAGGUGUGUGUAUAUAUAUAUAUAUAUAUAUAUAUAUAUAUAUAUAUAUGUACUCACCAAGGAAUUUAUCAUUUAAUUUAUUAUGACCUUUAUGUAUGAAAGCUCUGAGUGUAUUUCAGUUUUACCUGGGGUAAUUGUAGAGAAGCAAAAUAACCAUUGCUGUUAUAGUUACAUUAGUCCCUGGGAAAAUGUUUUAUAUUUAUAUAUAUAUAAAAAAAAAAUUCCAAUGGUGUUCGUUCUGUAAUGAAUCACAUACACGCAUGCUUUCUCACACAUUAAAUUUUAACAAUUUCAGUGUGCCCAAAAUUAGGUGUUACAUGAUCUUUAAAAUAUAUUUUUGCUUAAAUAAAGCAUUUUGCACAGUUUUGUCUGGCAGCAUAUCCUGAUAUCUAGUCAUGAUUAAAAUAUUUUGACAGCAAACCCUGGUUUUUGUAAUUUAGUGUUAUUAAAUAAAAGGAGCAUUGCAUUACA